CGGUUUAAGUUGUUAUACCUGUUCGACUUGUUCAGCUGAGUCUUGCUGCUUCUUAAAACAGCCUGUGUUAGGCCUGGAAGUUUUGAUUGUAAAACUAAGAAGUCUUUGUAACCUAACAUCUGACUGCUACUUUGUAGUAGAGUAGAGAGGUAUUUUUUUGUUACCUGUGACCAUGGCCGGUGGCAGAGCCAAUGGAUCAUUCCGGGUCACUCGUGAGUGCUGCCGUUUCCUGCUCCUUAUUUAUUUCAUUUUGGUUAUUUUUCUUCUAAACAAUGUCGAGGCCACUUUUAGAAACAGUUCGACUCUCAAUAAUGAAGAAACGAAGGAUAGUGACCAGCACCAAGAUUCUUCCAAACAUCACCUUUCCAGAAACUUUGCAAACCAGGAUGAGCGGCUGAGUGUCUUCUCUGUGGAUUAUUAUCAUGUGCAGGUUCCCUUUGAGAUCACCCUCUGGAUUCUGUUGGCUUCUUUAGCGAAAAUAGGAUUUCAUCUCUUUCAUAAGCUCUCUGCAUUUGUGCCAGCAAGCUGUCUGCUGAUUAUCAUUGGGCUGUUAGUUGGAGGAAUCAUCUUUGGAGCUAAAGAGAGAUCUCCUCCUGUUAUGAGCACAGAUGUCUUUUUCCUGUAUUUACUGCCACCCAUAGUGCUUGAUGCUGGUUACUUCAUGCCUGGCAGGCCAUUCUUUGAAAAUAUUGGGACUAUUUUAUGGUAUGCAGUGGUUGGAACUCUAUGGAAUAUAACUGGCAUCAGUAUGUCACUAUAUGGGAUUUGCCAAGUUCAGGCUUUUGCCUUGGGUGACAUCACACUAUUGCAGAUUCUGUUGUUUGGAAGCUUGAUCUCAGCUGUGGAUCCUGUUGCAGUUCUAGCCGUCUUCGAAGAAAUCCAUGUAAAUGACCAACUUCAUAUCUUGGUGUUUGGAGAGUCGCUGCUGAAUGAUGCUGUCACUGUGGCUCUGUACCACUUAUUCAAGUCCCUCUGCCAGAUGCACACUAUUCAAACUGUGGAUAUCUUUGCUGGAAUUGGCCAGUUUUUCGUGGUGGGCAUUGGUGGAAUAAUAUUGGGGAUUAUUUAUGGAUUUGUUGCCGCUUUCACCACUCGCUUCACUCAGAACGUCCGUAUAAUUGAGCCAUUAUUUGUCUUCCUGUACAGUUACCUCUGCUACCUGACAGCAGAAAUGUUCCGACUGUCAGGCAUCAUGUCAUUGAUUGCCUGUUCUCUAAGCAUGAAGUACUAUGUAGAAGAAAACAUUUCGAUGAAAUCUAGCACCACUAUUAAAUAUUUCCUCAAGAUGUGGAGCAGCGUCAGUGAAACACUCAUAUUCAUCUUUCUUGGUGUAUCAACAAUCACAGACACCCACGAAUGGAACUGGGCAUUCGUUUGCUUCACUCUAUUGUUCUGCUUGGUGUGGCGGGCACUAGGUGUCAUAGUGCUGACUCAGAUCAUUAACAGAUUCCGAAAACUGUUGGUCAGCCGCAAAGAUCAGUUUAUCAUUGCAUAUGGUGGUCUGCGGGGGGCAAUUUGCUUCUCACUUGUGUUUCUACUUCCUUCUCAUGUCUUUCCUCGAAAGAAUUUGUUCAUCACAUCAACUAUUGUGGUCAUAUUCUUCACCGUCUUUAUUCAGGGAAUGACUAUCCGUCCAUUGGUUGGCUUUCUGGAUGUUAAAAAGUCAAAUCAAAAACAGCCAACAGUCAGUGAAGAGAUUCAUAUUCGGUUUUUUGACCAUCUAUUGGCUGGGAUUGAAGAUAUCUGUGGACAGUGGAGUCACUACUAUUGGAGAGACAAGGCCAAGAAGUUUGAUCGAAAGUAUUUGUCAAAGCUUUUGAUCAGGGAUAAAGAGCCAAAGUCCAGUAUUGUUGCUCUUUAUAAAAAACUGGAAUUAAAACAAGCAAUUGAAUUGGCUGAAUCUGGACAAUUUAGUAAGGUGUCAUCAUCUGCUUCCCUGCUAAGUAAGAAACCUAGAGAAAUAAAGAAUCUCUCCUCUGAUGAACUGAAGGACAUCAAAGAAAUCUUAACUAAAAAUUUAUAUCAGAUAAGACAGAGGACACCAUCAUACAACAGACACAGUCUGCCAAGAGAGGCCAAUGAGAAUCAGGUCAAGGAAAUCCUAAUCAGACGACAUGGGAGUCUACGGGAAAGUAUGCAGAAAACAAGGGCCCAGCAGUCUGGUGCUGUAAAGUAUCGUCCAUUUUCACAAUCUCAAAAUGCCAGGAUUCCUUCCAGGCCCAAAAAAAGGAAUGUUGCUUUCACAGUGGGAGAAGGCAGCAAUUUGGAAACAGAUUCAUUGCAAUUAGAAAAUCUUUCGCAAUCCAGAACAGGUCCAUCAUCUCAUCACCAAGAUGAAUGCAGAAUGGAGUGGAGGAAUGAAGUUCAAAGGGAGAACAAUAGAAGUCAAAGGCCUAACUCUGUUGGCUACAACAACGAUGGUGUAGGCAGUGGAACUGACAGAGGAAGAAGACCUGCAUUGAUGCCAAGGACCAGAUUUGGUACUCUGGGUCAACAGGACCCUCACUAUUAUGCAAGCGGAAGAAGCCGUCAAGGAUUUGUGGAAACUCAGCCAAUUAGUUGGAGAGCAGAAGAUACACAUGGAGACACUGAAAACAGUGAUCCUUUGAUAAGAAAACCAAAGUAAGUCCAAUUGAUAGGCUGCACUGUUUAGAUCCUUUUAACUGGACUCAAGUUGUGACUUUCAGAAACCAGAUCAGUUUUUUAUAUUGAGUAAUUUAACAUUGGUUAUAAAAAUGGGUUCAGAAAUUAAGUGACCAUUGAUUUUUGGGUCCUAGGUUAACCCAAACAGCUUCCUACUUUCAAGUUGGCUUCAGCCUUUGAUAACUGGACACUACCAAUUAUUCAUGUACCGUAAAACGCUUUACAAGAACCACUGAAAAUGUGGUCUAAGUUGUGGUUUUUAACUGCGGUUUUGUUUUAAUGUAUAAAGAAAUAUUUGCAUUUAUAUAGCAACUUUAAUGACCUCAGGACAUUCCAAAAUACUUUACAGCGAAAACACUUUACACUGUAGUCACUAUUGUCAUGUAGGAAGUACAGCAGUCAACUUUGCUCACAGCAAGCUCCUGCAAACAGCAAUAUGAUCAUUAUUAUGUCAUCUGUUUUUAGUGAUGCUAAUUGAAGGAUAAAUAUUGGCCAGUACAUUAGGAAUAACCCGCCGCCUUCAAAAACUAUUCUAGCGUUUUUAUGCCUGAGAGAUUUGGCAGGGCUGUAAUUUAACAUCUCAGCAAAAAGACAGCAAGACAGCACCUCCAACAAUACAGCAAUCCCUCAGCACUGUACUGGAGAGACAGCCUAGACUUUUGUGCUCCAGUCUUUGGAGUGGGACUUGAACCUACAACCUUCUAACUCAAAAGGAAGUGCUUCCAACUGAGCCAUUAUUGACUCAUAAGACCUUAGGCAGGGGAGGAUAAUCUGAGCACCUUUUAAUGCAAACACAUUGAUUUGGCAUUCUCCAGGCAACGUUAUGGCUUUUGCUUCCUCACCCACUCGUGUCUCUCUACAUUGCUGAAAUGUUUUUUUUCCCUCCCCUCAAUUUAAAUCUCCUCCCUGCAUAAUACAGUACUUGCAACCUUAUAGGUUCUACUCAACGUGUUGGUCUCUCUGCUCCCUGCUUCCGUUUAAUUGACAAAGCUUGACCAGCCCUUUCCUCUUCAUCCAUCUCCUUUUCCCCGACUAAGACUUCUUUGCUUCCCUCUGCUGCAUGGUUCCAAUUAGUUCCUGCCCUCUAACCUUGCUUGACUUGGAUGCAUCUCCAAGUGCAACAACAUGAGGUUACUAGUGACCAACAUUUUUAAUUCAGUUAUGAAUUACCAGUAUAGCUAAAGCUGCAAACUGCAUAUUUCAAUUGUUGGUUCUUUGUCCUUGCCAUGUGAUAAUUGUGAAUGUAUUUAAUAAAAAUAAAAUCAGUUUAAAGCA
Molecule: messenger RNA, 3918 nt
Organism: Carcharodon carcharias (great white shark)
Lineage: Eukaryota; Metazoa; Chordata; Chondrichthyes; Lamniformes; Lamnidae
Gene: slc9a2
Product: solute carrier family 9 member 2
Exons: 12
Coding region: 173-2626 (817 amino acids)
Biological process (GO): proton transmembrane transport; regulation of pH; sodium ion transport
Cellular component (GO): membrane
Molecular function (GO): sodium:proton antiporter activity
Source: RefSeq, a predicted model, not a curated record